CAUCAUUGCAGUUUCUGUGCUGCUUUCCUGCUUUUGCUGGCCGCCAUAACCAUCUCAAUGAUAGCCCAAUGAGGGGAGGUCCCAGCGUCAGGGUUGAGAUCCCCGAUAGCCAAUAAUUCUGAAAUCGGGUUGCGCCAUGGCGGCAAGGACAGCAAAGCCGUGUCAGGCUCGUUGGAGAGUCUCAAGAUAAAAGGAAGCAUUUCCCAGGUGAUGGAUUUGAAUGCAUUAACAUCAGGUUAUUUGGCCACAGCUCCUCCCCUCUUGACAAUAUUCCAAACCGUGGGAAAGACAUUCACGCGUCUAAGAAGAACAAGAACAAGAAACCUUGACAGUAUAAAUUGCGGCAAUGAACGCCCUCAAAGACAAGCUUCGAGCAAUGGUGAAUUCUGCGAUGGCCACCAAGUCUGGACCAACACGCCUCCUCAGCUUUGACCCCAGUAGCCCAGGCCGCCGUCUGUGGCCUUCCGACACGCCAAAGAACAACGCAGAGUGGGAAAUCCGGCUCGAUGCUGGAGAAGCCAGGAAAGACAAUUCUGAUCUGGUCGCUGUGAAAUUGCAGAUUAACAGGGAAGCCAAAACCAAGGGUCUCAAGGACCUGGUCAAGGCGAAUGGGACCCAUUACACGUAUGCAACGGCGUGGGUUAAUGUCAAAGAACCCCCGACGAAGGAGGCGGCGGAUAAGCUUGUGGACGAUCUGAUCAAAGACCUGGAGGAUGACUGAGCUUGUUUGACCUUUUGCAUAUAUGUUCAGGAGACUGAUAUUUAUACUGGAGAUGUAUCGUCUAUCACUACAAAUGUAGCAGCAACAACACAUCAGCGAACUUAAUAACUUCAAAGGCUGAAUUUUGACCUGUAGGAGAC
Molecule: messenger RNA, 861 nt
Organism: Coccidioides immitis RS
Lineage: Eukaryota; Fungi; Ascomycota; Eurotiomycetes; Onygenales; Onygenaceae
Exons: 2
Coding region: 347-721 (124 amino acids)
Source: RefSeq, a predicted model, not a curated record